UGGAAUCGACCCACGGCAAUGGGCGUGGCUUGCUUGGCAUUGAUUUAGUUGAUUAAACGGCGUAUCUGCGUGCGAAUUAGAGCACAUGCAGAAUAUAGGUAGGGAGGGGUAGAGCUUUGACUGAUAGCCCCCCUCUACUGUACUGCGGGACGACUGUUUCCUGUGCAAAGCAAAUAACAGCUUGAUUACAUACGCACGACAAAGACUGGAACACGUAUUAUUUGAUUCGUCGGUUGACCCCGUUAUCUUUGCUUUUAUAACUAACAAACAUUGAUCGAACUAACAAAUCCAUGUAUGUAGUUAAAUAUAUGAGGCUUACCCGAUUACCAGAGGAACAAUUACAUCUGAAUAGAAUUGCUCUGUGCUGACCAGAGGGGUUUAAAGGGCAGAAACCAAGUGGGGAAGAAGUGGGUUCAAAAACUUCAGUACUGUGUGCACCAUUGCGUCUGGUGAGCCCAGGAGACUGAACAUCCCUUAUCUUCUGUUCUGGAGCUCGCCGCUGUCUGUUCUUGCCUCCUGAGUCUUGAAGCUCAGACAGAGUCCUUGUGCAAGGAGGACUGUAACAACCUCUGAAUGGAUUAGCCUUGGAAACUGGCUUACAAGUGACGAAGUGAGAAAGCGAACAACGGCGUACCAGGAGGAGAGAGCCGCCUUGGCGCUGGUUCAGCCCGGAGAAUGACACUGAGCGCGGAUUCGGAAUCAGGGCUGUACAGCAUCCUGCGCAGAGUGGCUGGUGUGGGCGUGCAUGUGCUGUGUGUGGGGUUCACAGUGUUUCUAGCUGUAGUGGCCAGGCCUGGGACCAGUUUAUUUUCUUGGCAUCCGUUCCUGAUGACCUUCUCUUUUUCCUUCUUCGUGACAGAGGCCCUGCUCAUCUUCUCCCCAGACAGCUCUCCCAUUCAGCGCUUCUCCCACAAGAUCAAGGGCCGCUACCAUUGGAUCCUGCAGACCCUAGCCACUACCUGCGCCUUGCUGGGAUUGGCUGCGAUUUUCUACAACAAGCACCUCAACAACAAGCCGCACUUCGCCACCUGGCACGGGCUGGUUGGCUUGCUGACUGUCCUGUUUGCUGUGAUGCAGUCCCUGGGUGGGGUCUUCCUGCUCUUUCCCAAACUGGCCAGAGGCUGGUCGCUGGCCAAACUGAAGCGCUACCACGCUGCAUCAGGACUGGUGGGGUACCUGCUGGGCUGCUCCAGCCUACUGCUGGGCAUGUCUUCCUUAUGGUUUACUACUGCUGUCCACAGCCUGGGCUGGUACCUAGCUGCCUUGUGCCCUAUAUUUAGCGCCUUGGUCAUCAUGAACCAAGUCACCAGCUCCUACAUGACCAAGAAACGCUUCCAGACUUAAAGCAGCAGAGCAUUUUGGGAUCAGCCGAUGAUUAUAACAUGCCUCAGAAAUACAAGCUGUGUAAAAUAAAAAUCUACCAGUCGAUUCUCCGUCCAUCCCAGCAUGUACUUCUGAGUAAACGAUGCACUUCAGGGAAGCUCAACUGCAGCACCCUCCCCAGGAUUAAUUUGUUCCCCAUUUUAGUGAUACAGUAUGUAAACUGUUAGGGUUACAAAAUAAAUGUAAUGACAAAAGAGUGUUCCAAUGGAUGAUAAAAUGAAAAAAAAAAUUGUUAGCAAAAUGUAUUCUGCAAUUUACCAUUGUACUGUUUAUAUCUGUAUGAAUAAUGUUUUCACUGAAUUUUCUUACUUUUUUUUUUAAGCUUAAAAAUGAUCAAAAUUAUACCCAUUAGUAUUUUUUUCCUUUUAGGUGAAUAUGAUGUGUGUGCAAUAUCUAACAAUUAGCAGGAGUUGCAGACUCUCUUAAUAAACGUGUGUGCAAGGAUAGCUAGGAACACAAGUAAUCAAACAACUGAAAUGUACAAGUUUGUGGACUUUUACUUGUCAUUUUUACUCCCAAUAAACUGCCAGCUCUUCCAGGCA
Molecule: messenger RNA, 1925 nt
Organism: Polyodon spathula (Mississippi paddlefish)
Lineage: Eukaryota; Metazoa; Chordata; Actinopteri; Acipenseriformes; Polyodontidae
Product: cytochrome b561 domain-containing protein 2-like
Exons: 5
Coding region: 676-1344 (222 amino acids)
Cellular component (GO): endoplasmic reticulum
Molecular function (GO): transmembrane monodehydroascorbate reductase activity
Source: RefSeq, a predicted model, not a curated record